UUGUUCAUUGCAAAGACUGACCUUAACCAUGUGCUUUUUGGGAUUGUCUUUUUCUAUUUCUUCCUCUCGAAAAUCUGUCUUAUCUACAUUUCAGCUGUCAACUGCUCUUUGUCUCUACGGCGUGAUUUAACCCGGCUUCGCCGCUGGUUUAUUGAGUCCCGUCUAUCCAGUGAGCUGGCCUUGCGAGCGUCAUUUACCCCAACCCCUGCUUCACUCCCUCCUUGCCUUCCCAGCUCUACUUUUAUCAACAUGAUCCCAUCCCAUGGGCUUAUUGGUUCUGGUUCUGGCUCUGGCUUUUUAGCAGAUCAGACUGUAGUUAAACGUGCUAUUCAAUCAGACACCGCUUGCUCCGAUUCCGCUAAAUCCAUUGACCUACUAACUAGGUCUAGAACGGACACAGAGGCAUUCACGUCAGUAGAGGCCCUUCCUUCUAAUUAUCAUUCAUCAGAGCCUGAAAUAGCAGCCAUCAACGUUUCUCUACCCUCUGUGGCGGCCAUGGUAAGCAGCAGCCCAGAAAGCAUGGAAUCUAGCCCCACUUUAAAGAUGGCCUCAUCUAAGCCGGUACUCGCCGACGGCAGGCAAGAAGCAUUGGUAUCUGGGUUUCGCAACAAACGUGCACGCCGACGCAAGACAGCUUCAGGGCGCCGUACGAUGAAGAAUUAUUUGCUUGAACUCAACAGCGACCAGACCAAUCAAUGCGUACUUAAUGGACUCAUUUCAUCCUCCUCUUCUGCAGAUACAACUGGUUGCGAUAAAUCUGAGUUCAUUAAUCAAACUGCCAACACCUACCCUAUACCGUCAGAGUUGCCAACUCCUAGCAGCAUGCACUCAUGGCCAUUGGAGCAGAGUCCUACCUCAACACCUUUAUUGCUCUUUUCUGAGGCAUCUGAAAAAGUUGAUCUUGACGAAGUAGAUAGAAGCCAGAAGGAGAAUAAACAACUUUCAGUCCCGCUUAUUCCAACUCCGCCUUAUCUUGACGUCCAAAAAACUAAUAACGCAGCCUCUACUGUUCAGCUUGCAAAUGCCACUUCUUCUCAAAAUCGGUAA
Molecule: messenger RNA, 1047 nt
Organism: Protopolystoma xenopodis
Lineage: Eukaryota; Metazoa; Platyhelminthes; Monogenea; Polystomatidea; Polystomatidae
Source: the annotation of a GenBank genome assembly